Xyrauchen texanus (razorback sucker) is the source of this 5809-nucleotide messenger RNA. Its product is annotated as ubiquitin-protein ligase E3C-like. The transcript is spliced from 24 exons. The record is from RefSeq and is a predicted model, not a curated record. NCBI's taxonomy places the organism in Eukaryota, Metazoa, Chordata, Actinopteri, Cypriniformes, Catostomidae. Bases 513 to 3758 code for a protein of 1081 amino acids. Gene Ontology annotation, molecular function: protein binding; ubiquitin protein ligase activity. Gene Ontology annotation, biological process: ubiquitin-dependent protein catabolic process; protein polyubiquitination.
AACACUAGAUGAAUCUAGACAACACCAGAGCGACACAUGACUGAAGUUUGUGUCCAUCUGAACUAGCAUGUCAGAACAGACCACCGGAUUGAGGAGGUUUCCAAAUAACCGUCUUAAUUAUCGCUAGUGAUGGCUCCAAAUAACUUACAUGUACAAAUUUAAAUUAGUGGGAAAUUGGGUUUUCGAGGCAAAAGUAAGUUGACCUGCUGCUGAGUCAUUAGCUAGCUAGUCAAAGAACAUUUAGCCAAGAUGCUAACAGAGAAGUUCAGUGGAUCUGACUGAAGACAAAACACAUGAAUUCUUGUGUCCUCCACAGCGUCAGUACUCUUUUAUACCCGCAGGUCUAAAGCAGAUGUUUAUUAAUUACGAUGAACAUGUGGGAUUACUUCUUUGCUGGAUCUUUAUGUUAGCAAGCGAACUAGCCUGCCUUCAACAAAUCAAGGCAAAGACAGCACUUUGUUGCACUGCACAUCGGCUUCUGUUGACUACUGCUCAAUGGAAAAAGUGUAAUCAUGUUCAGUUUUGAGGGAGAUUUCAGGAGAACACCCAAGGUAUCCCUUGGGGGUGCUAGCAGAAAAGAGGAAAAAGCAUCACUUCUUCAUCGAACACAAGAAGAAAGAAGGAAAAGAGAAGAUGAGAGGAAAAGGCUGAAAAAUGCAAUCAUUAUUCAGUCAUACAUAAGGGGAUACCAUGACAGGAAACAGCAAUAUGCCAUUCAGAGGGGCCACUUUGACCACUGUGUGUGUCAGUGCCAGUCAGGCUCUGCCCCUCAACUUGCAGACAGCGGCACUCUCAGCCAACUAGUUCGCAAGCUUCUCUUUUUUUACAGACUGAAUGAAGACUCUCACAGAAUGAUCUGGAUGUGUCAGAGUUUGGUAAAGCACCAUGCUCAGUUUGUCAAGAUGCUGGUGGGGCCAGAAAGACAGAGCUGUCUGUUUCAGAUCAAGAGAAUACUGGGACACUGUUGCAGGAUGCUACAAGCAUGUGAAGAUGAUGGUCAGAAUGUAACUGUCCCAAUGCGGAUGCUGGAGGUUUUCUGCACUGAGAGAACCUACUUGCCCUUUCUACAGGAUGCAAACUGUGUCACUGCACUUAUUGAGCAAAUUUUGCACUAUAUGGUUCAGAAAGGAUACUACAGAUCUCUGUAUGUUUUGGUGAAUCACAAGUUGCCAUCAAGUCUGGAGUACAGCGAUGCCCCCUCUAUUCCACUGGCACAUGUGCUGCUAGAACAUACACUCAAACCUCUGCACUUUACAUACAGCUCCUGCCCUCCAGAGGCCAGACAAUUUGUGUUUUCUGCCUUCACUGAGGACUUCAUUUCAGCGCCUUUCACCGAGCAAAUCUAUAAUUUCUUCUUGCCAGCUUUGGCAGACCCAAGACUAGCUUUCCCUUUUCAGAACUUCCUUUGGUCACUCCAGGCCACCAUAGCCUCUUCAGCCCAGAUCCAAGCUCAGGCCCCCUGGCUCUUUUACUUUGUACUAUCAGUUGGAGAAACAGGACUGGGUUCACUCUCAGAGGAAGGGUUGCUGUUGUACUUGAAUGCACUACAAACUCUGUUGCCAUUGUUGCCUGUAACUGAGUGCAACAGUAGAACUGACAUCAAUAGUGAUUCAGAAGAUGAAGAAGAAACAAAUGUACAGCCUCUUGCAGCAAAGGAUGGCAGUUGGAUAUCUGUGCAUUACAUAACAGAGGAAUGUGUGCAGAAGUUGGACACCAAACAGCAGACUAACACUUUGCUAACAUUAGUGUGGAGAGACUCAGCAAGUGAAGACAUCUUCACUAUGAUGGCCUCCAUCUGUCACACUCUGAUGGUGCAGCACCGUAUGAUGGUGCCCAAAGUCAGGCUUUUGUACAGUUUAGCCUUUAAUGCUCGCUUUCUUAGACACCUGUGGCACUUAAUCAUAUCCAUGAAGACAAAAAUGAUCACAGGGUCUAUGGUUCCCUUGUUGCAGGUGAUGUCUCGGGGUUCUCCAAUGUCACCGGAAGACUCGAACAGGAUCAUCCCUCUCUUCUAUCUCUUCAGUUCACUCUUCAGUCAUUCACUCAUCUCUGUGCAUGACAGCGAGUUCUUUGGCUGCUCAGCAGAUGGUCAGAGACAGUCGUCGAUGAUGCCUUUCUCUCUGAUAGAGUUGGUGACUUUAUCUCGAUGUUUGCGGGAUGCAUGUUUGGGCAUCAUUAAGCUGGCGUAUCCUGAGACUAAAACAGAGCACAAAGAGGAGUAUGUAGCAGCGUUCCGCAGUGUUGGAGUGAAAACAAGCAGCCAAGUACAGCAGCGCAUUCAAGCUCAACAGAAACGAUGGGUCCAGCUCUUCAAGGUGAUUACCAACCUUGUGAAAAUGUUGAAAGCACGAGAUAUUCGAAGACCUUUCUGUCCAUCGGGUCAUUGGCUGUCUGAUGAGGUGAACAUCAGGGCUGACAAGGUGACUCAGCUCUAUGUGCCCUCUGCAAGACAUGUCUGGAGAACCAGGAGAAUGGGACGUAUCGGACCGCUUCAGUCCACAUUAGAUGUCGGACCAGAGCCUCCACCACUGUCAGUAUCAGAGGAGAGACACUUGGCUAUUCUCACUGAAUUGCCCUUUGUUGUGCCCUUUGAGGAGAGAGUGAAGAUUUUCCAGAAGUUGAUCUAUACUGAUAAGCGGGAGGUGCAAGGAGAGGGGCCUUUUUUGGAUGGUGUUAAUGUCACCAUUCGACGGAACUACAUCUAUGAAGAUGCAUAUGAUAAAUUAUCCCCUGAGAAUGAGCCUGAUCUAAAGAAGAGAAUCCGGGUUCAUCUGCUUAAUGCUCAUGGGCUGGAUGAAGCUGGCAUUGAUGGUGGAGGAAUAUUCAGAGAGUUUUUGAAUGAGUUGUUGAAAUCAGGCUUUAACCCAAACCAAGGCUUCUUCAAGACAACUAAUGAAGGGCUUCUCUAUCCGAGCCCCACAGCAGAGAUGCUUGUGGGAGAAUCCUUCACCCGUCAUUACUACUUCCUCGGCAGGAUACUGGGAAAGGCGCUGUAUGAAAACAUGCUAGUGGAAUUGCCAUUUGCCAGUUUCUUUCUGUCGAAGCUUUUAGGCACCAGUGCAGAUGUGGACAUCCACCAUCUGGCCUCUCUAGACCCAGAGAUGUAUCGAAACCUGCUUUUCCUCAAGAGCUAUGAAGGUGACGUGGAAGACCUCGGCCUAAACUUCACAGUGGUCAACAAUGACCUCGGGGAGGCUCAGGUGGUUGAGCUCAAACCAGGGGGAAAGGACAUCCCGGUAACUACGGCCAACAGGAUAGCCUACAUCCAUUUAGUGGCCGAUUAUCGUCUGAACAAACAGAUCCGAGCGCACUGCUUGGCCUUUCGGCAGGGCCUGGCCAAUGUGGUCAACCUGGAGUGGCUGCGCAUGUUUGAUCAGCAGGAAAUUCAGGUACUGAUUUCUGGUGCCCUUGUGCCCAUCUGUCUGGAAGACCUGAAGAGAUUCACUAACUACUCAGGUGGUUAUUCAGUGAAUCAUCCUGUGAUAAAAAUGUUUUGGGAGGUGGUGGAGAGCUUCAGUGAUGAAGAGAAACGCAAGCUGCUCAAGUUUGUUACAAGCUGCUCGCGACCUCCGCUCUUUGGCUUUAAGGAGCUGUACCCGGCCUUCUGCAUCCAUAAUGGCGGUACUGACCUAGAGCGUCUCCCUACUGCUAGCACUUGCAUGAACCUUCUCAAGCUGCCUGAGUUCUGUGACCCUCAGCUAUUGAGGAACAAGUUACUUUAUGCUAUCGAAUCAUCUGCUGGCUUUGAGCUUAGCUGAUGAACCAGUCGUGUCCUUGAUGGCUUUGGAAUCCCGACAAGAAGCUGCAGUAUGGCCUUUGUCAUGGUGACCAGAUAGGAAGUGACCAGAAUGGACAGACUGUGUGUCUGCUGUGGUUCUGCAGUGAUUUGCAGAAGGUGUUGGGGCAUAAAAACAAAGGAUAAAAGACAGAAAACCAGAAGGACAGUUUGAAGUUGUGGCAUUGACUAGUAUAUUCUCAGUUUUAUUUUAAUUUCAAAAGAGACUGAACUUGUAAAUAAUGGAACAGCAGUUAUACAUUCAAAGCGGCAUCCAAAACGUAAUGUGGUCAAAAGGACUAACACUGAACGGGAACAUUUGAAUUUUGUAGAUACAGUGGACAACAGAAUAAACAUGACAACGCAAAAUGUACCUGUAGAUUUUCCUUGGUUUUGCAUAGCUGAUAAUAGAAUUCUUGAUAGGGUGUUUUUAAGAGUUUUACAGUGUCUGCUGGUCUUUGUCACAAUUAGUGCAGCACAUAUUAAGUGUCUACCAAUAAAGAUGCAUGCAUUAGCCUCGCUAACUCAAGAACAAGCUAAAGCUUAAGCUUCUUCAGUAUAACAGCAUGCCUGAAAUUUCUUGAAUACGAUACUAAAGAGUUUGCUUGGUUUUAAGGUCACUCCACAUUAGCUAUACCAGAAAAUGCACAUGGCUUUAAACGGGGAUGAAAACAGCUAUUAAUUUUCCUGGCUAAAGAUUAUUUUAUGACUAAUGUGCCUCCAACAAAGGUGUUUAAUAGAUUAGAGUCAUGGCAGUUCGAACCUUGAUGUGCAAGGUUAACAGGUCUAAACGGUAGUAUGUCUCAGAAAGUGGCGUAUAGUCACCUUGUUUUAAUUAAAAUAAUUACUUAAAUUGGUUGUUUCAGGUAGACUUUUUACCCAAAGAAUGGGGUGACAUUACACUUGGAACAAAUACAUAUUUUUUACCACAACACUGUUAUAUAGAUCAUGCCAUUUAAAAUUACACCUGCAACAAACAGGCCUGUAGUUGAGAUUUCAGGCAUCAAUGUUAUGGUUCAUAGUGUUUAAUCAAAAAUAAAUGCGUAAUUAUUUGUUUCACACAUUGGGCCUUAUCAUUAUGCAUUUUGUUAAUUACAUUUGUGCAAUAAAGCAAACAUUGAGAAAUUGAGUACAUGCAAGUUGUUUUUAGGUUAGUGUUUUGAGGGUUUUUAAUGUCUGGGAAUCUGAUAAAUGAAGGAAAGGUGUGACUGAAGCCAAGGCCUGCCUACUGGGCUCUAUUCCAGUAUCUGCUGUAGCACAUAGCAAUUCAAUAGUAUCCUGAAAAAGACCUUAUUCACUCUAGCGCCAUCGUUGAUUUGUAAUGGGAAUGACAACGAGGCUGUGAGGGAUAGACCUAGUCUCUUAAAUGGCACGAACGGUAUAAAGCUCCAAGAUCACAUUUGAUUUUCCACAACUCAUGUUGCCUGGAGUUCUUUGUACACUGAAUGUUCUUGGAAAAAUAUUUGGUCUGCGGAACGAUCCAAAAACACUUUAAACUGCAGUACAGCCCACUGAAGAGUCUGUAAGUCUAUCCCUCACAGCCUUGUUGUCAUUCCCAUUAAAAAGCAAAGAUGGCGCUGCUGUGAAUAAGGUAUAUUGUAUUUUCUGUCAGCAUCCUCGAGUUGCUUUUUGCUGCUACUUACUGAAUGUGUUUAGCAUGGCCGUGAGGACAUGUUGAUUGGUUGGAAAAGAGCUGAUGAUGGAUAUAUCAUUAUGUAUGUCUACUUCUUUUAAUAGGUUGUAUUCCUUCACAGUUCACAAAGUAUUUGUAUAAGCCUUUUCUUUGUCAUUUCUCCGUGUCUGUUAGAGGUCGAACAUCCAUGCUGAAAUUAGAAUGACAUCAUACAAACAGGUGCUGAAUAUCUGAUUGUUUACAAAUAUUGAUGUGUAGUCUUUGUCUUUGUUAGUGAUUAGGACAUGCAAUGCAAAUUUGCUGAUUCUUUGACUGUAUGUGCCCUAAAUGAUUUUUGACAAACAACCCUAGAUACAAAGAAAGGUGUGAACAUGUACCAGAGUUUAUUGCAAUGAUUAAAU